Molecule: messenger RNA, 411 nt
Organism: Danaus chrysippus (African queen)
Lineage: Eukaryota; Metazoa; Arthropoda; Insecta; Lepidoptera; Nymphalidae
Source: the annotation of a GenBank genome assembly
AUGGCCCGCGCGCCGGAACCGAUAAUAGAUGAUGCCAAGUUCUUGACGCCAGCCUUGACGAGUAUUACCGAGUCCUUGUCUCUUUUGGGUCUGAGUCCCGAAACUCUCGCCAUGAGUCUAGGCGAGUCUUUGGCCGAACGGUAUCUGGCCGCUCUCCGACCCAAGCCGGUGCCCCUGGCUUCCUGCGGCGCCCCUCGCCGCCAACCUCUCAAUGAACCCUCCAACCUUCAAUUGUUCUCCAACGACUUCAUCGAUUAUCUGAACCAGAUCGCGGUAUCAUUGGCUAUCACGCUCCUAAUCCCAUCACGCCAUCACGUUAUCACGACACUUCAUCACGUCACGUCAUCCGCAUCACUACACCUCAUCUGUCAUUCGUCAUCAGGCACGUUUGAGUGGCGGCGAACUGGCUGA